Melanotaenia boesemani (Boeseman's rainbowfish) is the source of this 2834-nucleotide messenger RNA. RefSeq names its product adhesion G-protein coupled receptor G4-like. Gene Ontology annotation, molecular function: G protein-coupled receptor activity. The coding region runs from base 160 to 2478 and encodes 772 amino acids. The transcript is spliced from 19 exons. The record is from RefSeq and is a predicted model, not a curated record. Lineage: Eukaryota; Metazoa; Chordata; Actinopteri; Atheriniformes; Melanotaeniidae. Gene Ontology annotation, biological process: adenylate cyclase-activating G protein-coupled receptor signaling pathway; cell surface receptor signaling pathway. Gene Ontology annotation, cellular component: membrane.
UGGAGCAGAUGAGCUUGAUGAGGAAACGGAGGAUCCUGCAGCAACGACCACGACAAGCGUAUAUUCGUAAUUCUGGACACAUUAUUCUUGAAAUUGAAAGUGUGUUUGGUGUCCAUAUAUGGAAUAGUAAGAGAGAGCUUUAUUUUCCAGGUUCAAGUCAUGUCAAUGCCGUCAGACACACAGGAAAUGGAAGAGCAGAUACGGAGCAUUCUACUGAUGCCUUAUAACAACAACUCCAUCUCCAUAGCAACUGAGGAUGUACAGAUAAGCCGCAUAUUGAUUUAUAAUUGUAAUGCAACAACCCAGCUGACUCUGAAAGGCCUUUUUACAUGGCCUGACACUUUGGGAGGAAAAACCACUACUUGCACAUGCCCAAAAAACCCUCAGCGCAAUGCCACCCGACACUGCAAACUGUGCCUCGAGACCUAUUGGAUGGAUCCAGAUCUGGAGGACUGCAAUCCCGUGGUAGAAACUAUCCUUGACCUGGACCAUGUUGACGUCACUGCUGAUAAUGCAUUGGAUGUGGUGAAAAUGAUUGAAGACUUACUAAAAAACCACUCCAUUCUCAUCUACAAGGAGCUGGUCACAGUCCUCAACAAGCUGAAGGACAUUAUUAACGUCAGCGUGGUCACACCCAACCUGGGCCAAGCUCUAAUCAACAUCAUUUCAAACAUACUGGAAUCUCAAAGUGACCUUGUGCCUUUUACUAACAGUAUCCUAAAUAUUACAGAAGCAGUCGGAGACAGGAUGGUAGGCUAUGAGGGGUCUUCCACCCUGGUUGCUCCAGCAAUUGGUAUCUCAGUGGUGGAUGUGGUUCCUGGGGAGUUUGAGAGCUUAAGUUUUGGAGUGACGUCUGAUUGGACUGGCACAAUGCCGGAGAUUUUUAUUAACAGGUGCCCCUUCAAUGGAACAGUGGCUUUCAUCUCCCUGCCAUCGGCCCUGCAGAACAGCUUCCCACAACAGGGUGUGAACCAGAACAAAUCCAGAAUCCAGUUUCAGUUCUACGGCAACCAAUUCCUCUUUAAGAGCAACCACAAGGGUCAGAUCCUCAACACGUUUGUGGUGUCGGCCAGCGUGACCAACGCCAGCUCUCCAAUCAAAGACCUAGAUGAAGACAUUAAAAUCACACUCCACCAUCUUAAGCCCAAUAAAAAGGUACAGUGUGUGUACUGGAACUUCAAUAAAAACAAUGGACAUGGAGGCUGGGAUGAUUAUGGGUGCCGAAUAUACAACAGCAGCUCUGACGAUACAACCUGCCUGUGUGAUCAUCUCACACACUUUGGAGCUCUUCUGGAUGUCUCCAGGACUCCGCUGGACCCAGCUAAUGAACAGAUCCUGACCAUUAUUACUUAUGUCGGAUGCGGAGUCUCCUCGCUGUUCUUGGGAAUCACCGUCCUCACUUACACAGCUUUAGAAAAGCUUCGUCGCGACUAUCCCUCCCAGAUCCUCAUCAACCUCUCUCUGGCCUUGCUGUGUUUGAACCUGGUAUUUCUGGUCAACUCUUGGCUGUCCUCUUGGGGUAUCUAUGGCCUGUGUGUGGCCGUGGCAUCCAUGCUGCAUUACUUCCUCCUGGCAUCAUUCACCUGGAUGGGAUUAGAAGCUGUUAACAUGUACUUUGCUCUUGUCAAAGUAUUCAAUGUCUAUGUGCCAUCAUACAUCCUGAAGUUCUGUGUUCUGGGAUGGGGGGUUCCUCUGGUGAUAUGCAUCGUGGUGCAAAUUGUGAACCAAGAGGCAUACGGCAGUCACCUCUACACAGAUACUCGGUCCACUUUGGAGUCACUGGACAACUCUGACAACUUCUGCUGGAUCCAGGACAAUGUGACAUUUUAUGUAUCUGUGGUUGCCUACGCUGUGCUGAUCUUUCUCUUUAAUACUGGGGUUUUUGUGGUGGUUCUGAUUCAGAUUCGCCAAAUGCGAUUCAAUAGUCCAGCAGGGAUGCACAGAGGACUUCUGCAUGACCUCAAAGGCGUUGCCAGUCUCACCUUAUUGCUUGGACUAACAUGGACUGUGGGCUUCUUUACCUGGGGACCUGCAAGGAUGUUUAUGCUAUACCUGUUCUCUGUACUGAACUCCCUGCAAGGCCUUUUUAUCUUCCUCUUCCACUGUCUGAUGAAGGAGAAUGUGAGAAAACAGUGGAGGAUUCACCUAUGCUUCGGCCGCUUUAGACUUGAGGAGCACUCUGAGUGGAGCAACUCUGCAUCGGUUGGAGCCCAAGUGAAACCCAGAGAAAAUCCUCCAAGGGCAGCAGUACCAUCAGUCCGCUCAGUCAAGUCCAGCUCCACAGACAGCACAUCAGCAUCUUCUGAUUCCAGUCAGAGAGACUCAUCGUGCAGGAGACCAAACCUGGGUCUUUUUGUGAAUAGCCUAGCUCUUCCUCGAGCCCAGAGAGACCCCUCAGAUACAGCAGGUUUGCCUUCCUACAGGGGAAUGAAUCCAUCACGUGGCUGGAGAAAUCAUCUGCUAGAUGAGCAGGAAUAGUAAAAAGACCAAUGUAUAUCUGCACACCCAUACAUGCACUAUGAAAAAGCUAGACAUUUCAAACAGUAGUCUAAUCAUCCUGUCCUUCAGUACAAGACAGAGAUGUGUAAUAAAAGCAGAGUAGUGCCAAAUGUAUCUGGAAGUUGUCAGCUUCAUGAGAUAAUUUUUCUUCAUGCAGUUCUAUUGUUAAUUUUGUUUUUACUAAAUAUUGUAAAAGAGCCUGUAAUUAUAAAGACAUGAGCAGUUGCAUCAGCUCCUAGGAGGAGUUGGUUGCCAAGCAACUGGUGAGUGGAGCUAUGGUAACAACGGACUGUGGUACAACACAGUUUGUAUAAGAUAUUUAAUAAAAUAAAAUA